Staurois parvus is the source of this 299-nucleotide messenger RNA. Lineage: Eukaryota; Metazoa; Chordata; Amphibia; Anura; Ranidae. The record is from the annotation of a GenBank genome assembly.
UGAAUGGCACCCCCAUGCAUCUCAGCCUGCAUCGCGUUUGAGGGUGCAGGAACUGCAGGGAAAUCACAUAGUCAAAAAGACUAUCAAACAUGUUGUGGGCCAGUGAAGUCAAUGGUGGAGAACAGGGGCGGACUGACAACUCAUGGGGCCCCCGGGCAAUAGGGGAUCAUGGGGCCCCUGUGUCCUUGCCUAAACUCAAAAAAGCCUAUGAAAAAGGUACCAGGGGCAUCUCAUGGGGCCCCCUACUGACCCCGGACCCUCGGGCAGUGCCCGAGUUUCCAAAUGGUCAGUCCACCCCU